AUGCACCACGGCCGGGAGCGCGUGAGUGAGGAGGGAGCGAGGAGAGGGGGGGGGGGGGGGGGGGAGGAGGCGCGUGUACCGGAACCGGAAGUCAACUCACAACUGUCCACGUCAACACAGCGAGCAGCAGCAGCACCCUCAGCCCCGGCCAUGGACUCCACGUCUCCGGAGCCCUCUCUCUACACAGUGAAGGCCCUCUUCAUCCUGGAUAACGACGGAAACAGACUGCUGUCCAAGUACUACGACCUGGAGCUGUACCCGUCCAUGAAGGAGCAGAAGAACUUUGAGAAGAAUGUUUUCAACAAGACGCACAAAGCAGACAAUGAGAUAGCGUUCCUGGAAGGUCUGACCAUUGUGUACAAAAGCAGCAUUGACCUGUUCUUCUUUGUGGUCGGCAGCGCUCAGGAGAACGAGCUGAUGCUGAUGUCGGUCCUCAACUGUUUGUUCGACUCCAUCAGUCAGAUCCUCAGGAAAAACGUGGAGCGGCGCUGUCUGCUGGACAAUAUGGACGGAGUGUUUCUGGUGGUGGACGAGAUCAUCGACGGAGGGGUGAUCCUGGAGUGUGAUCCACAACAAGUUCUACAGAAGGUUAACUACAGAGCGGACGAGGGCUCGUUAUCAGAGCAGAGCGUUACACAGCACAUAACAGAGAAGUUGGCGCUCACCUCUAACGUUUUGCAGUCGGCAAAGGAGCAGAUAAAGUGGUCCAUCCUGAAGUGA
Molecule: messenger RNA, 720 nt
Organism: Knipowitschia caucasica
Lineage: Eukaryota; Metazoa; Chordata; Actinopteri; Gobiiformes; Gobiidae
Source: the annotation of a GenBank genome assembly